Pocillopora verrucosa is the source of this 957-nucleotide messenger RNA. The record is from RefSeq and is a predicted model, not a curated record. NCBI's taxonomy places the organism in Eukaryota, Metazoa, Cnidaria, Anthozoa, Scleractinia, Pocilloporidae.
AUGCGACUCCAUUUGCAGAAUUAUGACAUCCAAGUGGAAUACAAGAAAGGCACCACCAUGUUCUUGGCUGACACCCUAAGUCGAGCAUAUCUCGAGGGCGAACAGUCAACUGUCCCAAACAGUGAUGUCCGUUCCAUUAAGGAACCACUAUUUGCCUUUGAGUUAGAACAAAUCAAACAUGAUGAAGAACUGACGGUGUCUCCUACUCGUUUGGAGAGGCUGCGCGAGGAGACUGCUAAGGAUGAAGAGUUGCAGAUCCUAUCCAAUGUUAUUCGUAAAGGUUGGCCGGAAACCUUGGCACAGGCACGUGAAAAUGACAAGCGUCAGAAACAAGUGAUCGAGCUGUAUUGGAACAGCCGGGAUGAGCUGACUACAGAGGAUGGUUUGGUAUACAAGGGUCAUCGUUUAGUCAUACCUGCUGGUGAGCGUUCUGACAUUGUGAAGAGCCUGCAUGAGUCGCAUAUUGGGGUCGAAGGGACACUGCGUCGAGCUCGUGAUAUUGGUUACUGGCUGGGAAUCACGGCACAGCUCAAGGAUUACCUAUCGAAAUGCGGUAUUUGUAAAAGGUAUCGACCUGAACAAUGUAGAGAGCCACUGCAGCCCCAUAUUGUGCCCAAUCUACCGUGGGAGAAAGUUGGGGUUGAUUUCUUUAUACUUGAGAGGCAGGCCUUCCUGAUAGCUGUUGAUUACUACUCUGGUCAUUUUGAGGUACAAGAUUUGAGUAACACCACAAGCAAUCGUGUCAUUACGGUCUUAAAGACUUGGUUUGCCAGACAUGGCAUCCCUGUGACAGUUAUAAGUGACAACGGACCGCCUUUCAACAGUGGAGAUUUUGAGUCGUUCAAUAAAGAAUGGGACUUUCAUCACAUUACUUCAAGCCCUCGCCAUCCCCAGAGUAAUGGUCGUGUUGAAAAUGCCGUCCUGCAAGUCGUUGUUGAUGAAAGCCCGUGCAGAUAA